UGAACAGUCGCGAGUUCCUGGCCUUCUCCAUAACGCUCGCUAAGCAUCACUUCAAAACGUGUAGCAGGACUGCAUGACAAAUCUACGGUGUCCGAACUUGUGGAGCGGGUGCAGCGGCGACCUGGAAAUCCGCGAGCAGUUAGCGGGAUGUGGCGUCGGGCCUGGCCGCACCCUGGACCGCGCGACGUCCGCCAUGACUCGACUAUUCCAAAAGCGAAUGCACGAAGCGGCUCUGGCAGCGCUCUCACGGUCUGCAGCGCAGCACGCCGUGGCGACACAUGGCGACGCCUCCAACACACCUGGCUGCACACCAGGCGACAUGGAGCCGUGCGAUGCAGGAGAGGCUCCGGCCUCCGCUUCAUCUGCGUCUGCGGCGGGGCUGGCGGCAGGUGGGUCGUCGGAAUUGCCGGCGGGCGAGCACAGCAGCUGGGAGCGGCCGCCGAUCGCCCCCGAGCAGUGCAGCGGCGUGGCCGCCCUCGGACCCGGAGGCAGAGGUGCUUCCACGAGCUCUGAGGCUAAGCAGGCAGCAAGCCAGCAGUGCGCGAAAGCAGUCGUCGGUACGGCGGCCCCUAACUCCUACUCGGUUGGGCAGGUGGUCACAGGCGUGGUCCAGAAGCUGCCGUGCAAAGGCGACUCCAGGCAACUCGUGCAGCUGCUGGUGUCUCCACUGCCGGGAAGCGGCGGCAAGCCGCGGCCGGCCUACUUGCACGGGAGCACCAUCUCGCACGCGCACGUCGAGAACCCCUCCGCCAUGUUCUCAUGCGGCGACACAGUGCGGGCGCUAGUGGUGGCGGUGGGCCAGUCGAAUGGCGUUUUGUCACUGAGCACAAAGUGGCUGGAGAAGAAGCCGGGCGACAUGCUGCGCGGCCCGGAGUCGCGUCAGGCGGUGUACGCGGGCGCCGAGGAGGUGGCGGCGGCGUGGCUGGCACAAAGGGCAGAGAAGCAGGCAGAGAAGGAGGCAGGUAAGCAGGCCAAGCAGGUCAUGAAGGGCCAGAAACGGGCCAAGUCAAGGGCACAGGCUCAGCAGGCUUCAGAAUUGAACCCGCACGAGGAGCAGGAGGAGCAGCAGGUUGAGGCGGCCGCGUGCGGCGGCGACAGUGCCGGCAGUGGCUUUGCGGCGGGGGCGGCGGCGGGGGCGGCCGCCGGCGCGGCAGCAGGGGCGGCAGGGUCGUCGGCUCCAGGCUGCUGGGCGGGUGCGGCAGCUGUGGCGGGCGACUCGGAGCAGGCUGAUGGUGAGUCAGAAGAUGGCAGCGCGGAGGAGGCCGUUGUAGGGGCGCUGCAGAUGGGACAAGUGGUGACGGCCCAGGUGCUGGAUGCUGGUGCGGUGAAAGGCAGCGGCCGCGGUGUGGUACACCUUCAGCUGCUGCCACCACACCUGGCGUCAGGGAACGGCGGUGCAGCACUCAUGCUUGCCGGCUCCAUUUCACACGAACCCGUCGAGUCACCAGCCUCGGUGUUCAAGAAAGGAGACGUGGUGCGGGCGCUGCUUGUGUCUGUGCCCAAAAACGGUGCCCCGUACCAGCUGAGCACUAAACUCCUGGAGAAGGUCCCGGGCGACAUGCUGCUGGACCCCCAGGCGGUGUACGCGAGCGCGGAGGAGGCGGCGACGGUGUGGCGGGGGCAGUAUUCCCAGAAGCAGAAGGCCAGGCUGGAGGCCAGGCAGGCGCACAAGCAGGCGCGGAAGCAGGCCAAGGAGCAGGCGCGGGAGCAGGCGCGGGAGGAGGUGCAGCAAGGCCGUCAAGGCACCUCGGGCAGCCCCGCCGUGGCCACCGGCCAGCGCGCGGUGGUGGAGGAGGUGGAGGAUGAGGAGGACGAGGAUGAGGAGGGCGAGCUCUAAUAACGUGAGGUCGAGGGCGAGGACGAGUGUUGGUGCUGGAAUUGGUGAUGAAGAGCCACAAGAUAAGGGCUGUGGGGUGGCGGCCAGUGUGGUGCGGUAGCUAGGUAGGCGUGGGGAGCGCGGAAGGCCGAGAAGGAGAAGGCGAAACAGAAAGCCAAGCAGGCUUGAAAGCAGGCGCGGGCGGCGCGGCUUGCACACGGCUGUGAAGGCAAAUGAGAAGCAGAAAUGUUUACAUACGGUGUUGAUCAUUCUUGGUGGCACCGCAGCGGCGCGGGCGGCGGGGGCCAUCAGGUCCAGACUGUGCCGGCGCGGCAGCGAGGGCAGCGGCAGCUCUCGGCAGGCGACUCCUUGGUGCGGUAGCUAGGUAGAGCGAGCUGUGGAGGGGCAAGGCGCAGAGGCGGAACCGUGUGUGGCGUUGGCGUAUGGCGUGUGCCAGGGAUUUACCAGGGGCCGUGUGUCAGGUUGGUGACAGAUUCGGAAGCGUGGGCGGCUGGGGAGGUAGGUUCGUGUGGGGCCGGGCCUGGAGGUGAGGUGGCAAGGCAAGGUGCUGCGGCCGGCGUGGUCGAGCUAUGGUCACGCUGGGGUGCCCAGCCUGCCAUGUCACCGACCGGAGACUGGUCGGGCUAUAUGGUGUUGCCAACAGUAGAGGCAAUCUCAGGGGUAGAGGGGGUGAGCUACACGUGCUGCUAGAAGCAGCGCGGCCAGCGCGGCGCGGAGGCGACGCUGGAGAAGCUGUCGGCCCUGCAGGUGGAGCAGUAGUGGGCGCACCAGGACUUUGGGCGGUUCUUGUAGGGUUCGAGUGGGUGCGUAGGUGGAGGGUUUGAGUGGCAGAGACCACGAUGGCGGGGGUUUCGGGCUUGGUAGGUGCGGGUGGAUUGCCGGCUCAGGGUUCAGGGCCUGACAGGUGCAGGGUUUCGGAGGUGCAGGUUUAGGGGUUUCGAGAGUGCAGGGUUCAGGCUUGUGCUCGCCCCUCGCGGGUGGGGGUGACGUUGAGGUAUGGUAUGCGUGGUGGACCGCGUGGAGCCCAGCAGCUAUAUACGGGGUCAUAUAGUGCACGGUAUGAGCGACAGACGUUGACAUUGUAGGGUUGAGGUGUCGCAUUGAGGCGCUCCUAAACUUAUCAUGCCC
Chlamydomonas reinhardtii is the source of this 2965-nucleotide messenger RNA. RefSeq lists its product as uncharacterized. Gene Ontology annotation, molecular function: structural constituent of ribosome; mRNA binding. Bases 74 to 1837 code for a protein of 587 amino acids. Gene Ontology annotation, biological process: translation. The record is from RefSeq and is a predicted model, not a curated record. Lineage: Eukaryota; Viridiplantae; Chlorophyta; Chlorophyceae; Chlamydomonadales; Chlamydomonadaceae. The transcript is spliced from 8 exons.